Amblyraja radiata (thorny skate) is the source of this 5788-nucleotide messenger RNA. RefSeq names its product protocadherin-related 15b (gene pcdh15b). The transcript has 37 exons. The annotation marks the transcript as partial. Gene Ontology annotation, biological process: sensory perception of sound; inner ear development; homophilic cell-cell adhesion. Gene Ontology annotation, cellular component: plasma membrane; stereocilium. Gene Ontology annotation, molecular function: calcium ion binding. NCBI's taxonomy places the organism in Eukaryota, Metazoa, Chordata, Chondrichthyes, Rajiformes, Rajidae. The record is from RefSeq and is a predicted model, not a curated record.
UAUCUUCCACUUUGCUGUGCUGCCCCCACACGAACUUUGACUCCAGACUGGCAGUUUGAGGAUUGCAAACUUGCAAGAUCAGGUCCUCCUGCUACAAUCGUCGCCAUUGAUGAAGAAAGCCGAAAUGGAACACUUCUCGUGGACAACUUGCAGAUCACGGGUUACGCUGGUGGCCCUAAUCCCACGAUCGCCUUAUCUCUGCGAGGAAACAAUGAUUACUGGGUGCUUCUGGAUGCUGUCAACCAGAAACUGUAUUUGAACAGCACUGGCAGAGUCCUUGACCGAGAUCCUCCGCACAAUAUCCAGUCCAUUGUCGUUGUCCUCGACUGUGUAAACCUGCAAGUUGGAAGUGUCAUCAAACACGAAGUGCGGAUUAUAAUCAAAGACCGGAAUGACAAUUCCCCAUCUUUUCAGCGAUCGCGAUACCAUGUGGAAAUCAAUGAGUUAACCCCAAUUGGGACAACCAUUUUCACUGGCUUCUCUGGAAGAAAUGGAGCACUUGACAUAGAUGAUGGGCCGAAUGGACAGAUUGAAUAUGUCAUCCAACAAAAUCCAAAUGAUCCAGAAUCUGGUCGGUCAUUUGACAUUCCACUCUCAUUAACAGGAGCUGUGGUCUUAAGGAGAAGGCUCAAUUAUGAAGAAAAAACACGGUACUACGUCAUUGUUCAAGCCAAUGACAGAGCUCCAAACCCACUGAACAGAAGAACCAGCACAACAACGCUGACAGUCGACAUAUUGGACGGAGAUGAUCUCGGCCCAAAGUUCCUUCCAUGUGAAUUGGUCAAUAACACCAGGGAUUGCCAUCCUCUGACGUACAAAGCCAGUCUCCCCGAGCUCACGGACCCGGCAAGGAUAAACCCUGUGAAUGUUACGCCUCGGAUUUUCGCUGUGGAUCAGGACAUCAAUAUUAAACCAACAGAUGAGAGACCGGGAAUUGUCUACAGCAUUCUCGUCGGAACGCCAGAAGAUUACGCUAAGUACUUCUAUCUGAAUAAUGUCACCGCUGAGCUUUAUCUUCUAAGACCGAUAAAUAGGGAUUUUCAUCAGAGAUUUGAUUUGGUCAUUAAGGCGGAACAGGACAACAGGCACCCACUGCCAGCUUUUGCCGAACUGCAUAUAGAAGUCCUCGAUGAAAACAACCAGCCCCCUUACUUUGAACGUGCCACCUACCAAGGAUUCAUCAUAGAAUCUGCUCCAGUGGGAACAACAGUCUCAGAUAGUUGGAACUUAACAACACCAUUGAGGAUUGUUGCCCUGGAUAAUGAUGUGGAGGAGGUGCCACCAGGUACUACUCCCACCAAAGAUCCGAAGCUGCAGAUUUUGGUGGACGAUUUCAUCAGGGCCUUCACGAUAACAUCGUCCGGAAUAACUCGUUACCUGACCUUGCGCGAACCAGUGGAUCGGGAACGUCAGCAGAACUACACUUUUACAAUGUCUGCCUCUGAUGGAGUUCAAGAGAGUGUUCCAGUCACCGUCAAUGUCAUGGUGAUCGAUGCAAAUGACAACACUCCGAUUUUUCAAAACAUUUCCUACAGAGUGAAUGUUUAUACCGACAUGAGACCUGGAGAAGCAGUGAUACAGCUUUCUGCGUCGGAUGCUGAUGAACUCAAGAACGGACAAAUUGUUUAUGAAAUUGUGACUGGGGACCAAGGGGACUUUGUGAUCAGCAACAGCAGUGGGCUGAUCACUGUUGCUCCAGGAGUUAGUCUAAACGUUGGACAGACCUACGCUCUCACUGUCAAAGCCAGAGACAACGCUCAACCAGAUCAACAAAGAAGUUCUAUCACCACUGUCUACAUCGAGGUUCUGCCUCCAAACAAUCAGAGUCCACCGUGGUUCCCACAAAUGAUGUACAACUUUGAAGUGAGUGAAGCGAUGAGAAGAGGAGCAGUUCUGCUGAAUUUGAAGGCCACAGAUCGUGAGAGGGAUCCGAUUACCUAUCGAAUUAUUAAUGGAGAUCCACAACAAGUGUUUAGCAUCACUCAAAGCACUGGCCUGUUAAUCUUGGAAAAACCUUUGGACAGGGAGAGUGCUGAUCGAUACAUUCUGAUUGUCACGGCAUCUGAUGGCAAGCCUGAUUCAACUUCCACUACUACCGUCAACAUAAUGGUGACCGAUGUGAACGAUAACGACCCCAAGUUCGACGUCGUCUUUCUCAAGAACUUCACUGUGCUGGAGGAGGAAGCAAACAUCUACGUCGGGCAAGUCAAGGCCACCGAUCCAGAUGCAGGGAUUAACGGGCAGAUUCACUACAGCUUGGCCAACUUCAAUAACCUUUUCAGGAUAACGUCAAACGGCAGCAUCUACACCAUGACCUCGCUGGACCGGGAGACCAUGGAUCGGUACGACCUGCUUGUGCAGGCUUCCGACGGGGCCCGCGACCCGCGACGCACCACCUUGUCCGUGCCCAUCCGAGUGCUCGACGUCAAUGACAACAGCCCCGUCUUCUCACAAUCCAACUACGUGGUGUUGGUGCCGGAGAACAACGACGUCGGGAUGGUUAUCCUGCAGCUCCAGGCAACAGAUGCUGAUUUGGGGCCAAACACAACGUAUUGGAUAAGAACUGCGGAGGCCAGGAAUCUAUUUGCUGUCAAUCCGCGGACAGGGGAAUUGUCAAUUUUAGAGUCAGUGGAUUAUGAAACUCUGGACACCGCAGAUGCGAACUACAAUUUUGUUGUCGAGGCAGUGGAUGGAGGAGGAAGCAUGCCACCAGGAUUAGCUACCGUCAUCGUUCAAAUUAAGGAUAUGAAUGACUACGCCCCUGUAUUUAGUAAGCCUCUUUAUAAGGGGCUGGUGGCACCAGAUGCUCUUAAGGGGAGUCUCAUCACUGUCGUGUCAGCUGAAGAUGUCGACCCUCCUGGGAGCCCAGCAAGCAACGUCCGAUACAAGGUGGAUCGGACUGAAUUUCCCUACAGUGCAAGCAUAUUUGAAGUGGAGGAAGACACAGGGCGGGUGCUUACCAGAGUAAACCUCAACGAAGAACCUAACACCGUUUUCGAGCUGGAAAUAAUUGCAUAUGAUGACGGAGAACCGAUACGGUUUAAUGCUACCAUCGUGGAAGUCACCGUACUGCAGCCAUCAGUAAUUCCACGGUUUACACAGGAAGAUUACAGGCCUCCACCUGUAAGUGAAAAGGCUCCAGUUGGAACAGUGGUUGAAACUGUAUUAGCAGCUGCUAUCAAUCAAACUGUGGUGUAUUCAAUUAUAGCAGGAAAUGAUGCUGGAGUGUUUAAAAUCAAUAAUCGUACAGGAGUCAUCACAACAAAUAAGACGUUGGAUUAUGAAUCCAUAAAAGAUUACGUCAUUCGGAUCCAGGCAGAUUCAUUGCUGUUUUUCAGAUCAAACCUCAGGGUUCCUUCAAGAACCAACACUGCAAAGGUUUUCAUCGAGGUGCAAGAUGAAAAUGACCAUGCCCCUGCUUUCACCAAGACUCUCUAUCUGGGAGGGGUGACAGAAGAUGCCAAGACAUUCACCACAGUGCUACGGGUCGAGGUUGAAGAUGAGGACAGUGGAAACUACAGUAUAUCUCAGUUCCGGCUGAUCAUACCGCCCUCCAAAGAUGGAAAGGACGGCUUUGUCAUCGAGGAAUACACGGGCAUCAUCAAGACAUCCAUUACCUUCCGAAACAUGAGGCGAUCGUAUUAUAAGUUUGAUGUCAUUGCCACUGACAACUAUGGAACAGAACUGAGUAGCAGCGCACAGGUUGUUGUAUCGGUGGUCAAUGAAUUGGAUAUGCAAGUGAUUGUUUCCAAUGUCCCUCCUACGCUGGUGGAACAGAACAAGGAUCAGCUCAUUGAGAUAUUGGAGCGUUACGUACAGGAUCAGAUUCCAGGGGCAAAAGUAGUGGUGGACUCCAUUGGGCCUCGUCGGCAUGGAGACGGCUUCCAGGAAGAGGAUUAUUCCAAGUCAGACCUUAACGUGUAUGCCAUUGACCCAUUGACAAACAGGGCAAUAUCAAGGAAUGAGCUCUUCAAAUUCUUGGAUGGGAAGCUGCUGGACAUCAACAAAGACUUCCAGCCUUACCUGGGACAAGGGGGUCGUAUACUCGAAAUACGCACGCCGGAGGCGGUGGCGAAUGUUCAGAAGCAGGCACAAGCUGUGGGCUACACAGAAGGUGCUCUGCUGGCUCUAGCCAUCAUUAUCAUCCUCUGCUGCCUGCCAGCUAUUCUCAUCGUCAUGGUGACCUACAGGCAAUUCAAGGAACGGCAGGCUGAGUGUGCAAAGACAGCGCGGAUCCAGAUGGCUCUGCCAGCAGGGAAAUCAACUGCUGGAACGGCAGCUAACCUGUACGAAGAACUGGGAGACAACACCAUGAGAGGAUAUGGACAACAAGAGCAACAACAAUUACUGAGGCCCUCGCUUCUCAGACCUGAGGAGCUCUCAAUGGAAUCUGGCAUCGACCCUGGCCAGGACUACUAUGCACAAGACUACUACAAUUAUGAGCCCGGGUAUGAAGUACCGCAGUACGGAAGUCGUCGGAGAUUGAUCUCCCCGUCGGGAUUGUACGAUGAUUACGGAGAGGUGGUGAUGGAAGAUGACGGCAGCUACUUCUACAGCCCACAGGGAUCGAAUGCAGAUGGCGAGUGGGCUCGCCAUAAACGGGUCAAGUUGGUGGUGGACCGCGAGUAUGAAACCAGCUCGACCGGGGAGGACAGCGCAUCGGAGGCACAGAGGCUUCGAGUCAAGCACCCGACCAACCACAGCAGCAUGAACAGCAACAUCUACGUGGUGCAGAACGGAUCCAUUAUAAGAACCAGACGCACUUGCCCCGCCGCGGCCAACGGAAAGGCGGCCUCGCCGGCCAGGGUGGGGAAGCACUUCAAGAAACUGGACCGGCUCGAGGCCACUCAGGAAGAGAGGGCCCCCUUGAACAAUCCGCCGUCAGAGGCGACCCCUUCCUGCAGCCGCGACCACCUCAACGCCGGGCUCCCGUCGGACAGCUCCGCCACCCCGGGGCCCGGCAACCGGGAGGCCGGAACCAGCGCGGCCAAGGCGAAGAGCGAGCGGGCAAACUGCCCCGGCGGCGACCAAGAGACGGCAAUCGACAUCGAGGACGGCCAGGGGUCUCCUCUGGUGUGUCGUAGCGAACAGGCACAGUCCGAUGAGGAAGAACUGUGGAUGGGACCCUGGAAUAACCUUCACAUACCUAUGACAAAACUCUAAACUAGAAUUUUUAUCACAAUUGACGAAAAACAAAAAAAUCCACUUUUUUUAUAGCCUCCGUGGGAAAUGUAACUGGUCUCCAAUUUGUUCACUUCAGGCGUGCAUUUUGAUUUAUCCAACUUGAGGACGUCGGCCAUCUUGACAUUCCCAACCAUCACAGAAGUGGGUCAGCAUCUUUAUUCACAAAGAAAUCCCUGGUUGUGAUCGCAAUUUCAUGCUUUGAUUGUGAAUAUUGGGAGUGGACUCCAGGCGAAGUAAAACAUAAAAAAGGUUCACGGUUUGAAGGACUGAAGCAAAUUGGUUUCUGUACAUGACACGUAAACCCUAUCUAUUUUUGCAGUUGUCGAUAGAUUAGGCCAAUUUCAAAAUGGUGGCCUGGUUCUGACCGAGCGAAUUACAUACCUUCAGUGACUGAUGGACAUUUCAGAACCUACCCCCUCGGGGUACAAAUUCAUCUUUAGACACAUGCACUGAAUAUAAGAUGCAAUGUCGGAUGCUGGCGUUGUCUUCAAUGGGACUGGGUUUAAAUAGUGGAUUCCAGCACCCUGUGUUGAGUGCAUGCGGCUGAUGAUGAAUCUUAUCCCUGUUUUGUUAGAAAUAGAAUAAAUGGUACUUUUUAAAAAUA